Molecule: messenger RNA, 282 nt
Organism: Lathyrus sativus (Indian pea)
Lineage: Eukaryota; Viridiplantae; Streptophyta; Magnoliopsida; Fabales; Fabaceae
Source: the annotation of a GenBank genome assembly
AUGGGUUACGUUCAAGAGGCACGCGAGAAUCACGUCAAGAAGAAAGUUGAAGAAGCUUUACGCAGCAAAAUGAAGAAUAAGGCACUUAAGGAGUGUGAUGAGUUUACGAAGAAAUAUGCUGAAUGUGCUGUAGGGAGAACGCUUUCAGUUGUUUGGCAAUGUCGUCAACAAGCUAAAGAGUUGAAUAAUUGUCUUCAUCAAUUCACCAAUGAUUCAGUCUUGGAGGAAAUGAAGAAAGAAUACAAUCUAAAAGAAAGCGGAGAGAGCGCUGUUAGAAUCUAG